Messenger RNA from Drosophila rhopaloa, 1300 nucleotides. RefSeq names its product CD209 antigen-like protein B (gene lectin-24Db). NCBI's taxonomy places the organism in Eukaryota, Metazoa, Arthropoda, Insecta, Diptera, Drosophilidae. The coding region runs from base 61 to 1197 and encodes 378 amino acids. The record is from RefSeq and is a predicted model, not a curated record. The transcript has a single exon.
AAAAUAAUUCCGGGAUAAGUACGUUCCAAGUUCUCGGAUAUUGUGGUUGCAAAAUUCAGUAUGCUCAAGAUCAGAACGUAUUUUCUGUAUGCAUUCAUUGCUUGGAAUCUGCGUGGAUGCCAAUCGGAGGACCAGGAUAAUGCCCGAUCUGUAUGCCUCCUUCAAGAUCCCCCAAAUCAGUGCGGGGAAUUCUGCCUUUCGGUACUGGAACCCCUCCUCGAUCACAUUGCCAAGCACCAGGAGCAAUGGAAUACCUCCGAUGCCCUCAAACUAAAUGACACCCAAGGAAAACUGGAUCGGAUACAGACCAGGAUAGAAGCUCAAACAAGUUCCUUGGAAAAAUCUUUGAAGAAAGUCCUGCCAGAGGACUUCAAGGAGAGACUGACCAGAAUGGAAGUUCACCAGUCGGACAUGCAGAAGUCAAUGGGAUUACUAUUAGAGGUCCAGACCAGACUGGAAAAGGAGCAGAAAUCCCAGCAGGUAACUCUUCGGAACAUCAUACCGGAGGACUUCGAGGAAAGGAUGACAUUGUUGCAGGAAACUCUUAAGAAAAUUCCAGAGGACUUGGAGAAGAGACUAGAAAAAAUGGAACAAAAUCAAAAAGACCUGCAAAACAGUGUGAAAAACGAACAGCAAGAGGUGCAGUUAAAAAUGGACAGUUUGCAAAGGUCCUUACAAGAAAUAGGCAAGAACAUUUCACAAGACUUCGAAGAGAGACUCGUUAGGAUUGAAGACCAGCAAAUUGCUAUGCUAAACAAGAUGGCCAAUGACAGAGCAGCACUUCAGGAAACGCUGUCCAGAAUUAAUACAAAAUUAUUCUUUCCCAAAUUCGAGCUCAUUGGUUCUAGAUACUUCUAUAUCGAUAGCGAUAGUAAAAAUUGGGUUGAUGCCGAAUCUAGCUGUCGCGAAAUGGGUGCCCAUUUAGCCUCCAUUAAGGACCAAGAGGAGAUGGAUGCCAUUAAAGUUAAACUCACCAACGAUCGUUACUGGCUGGGCAUCAGCGAUCGGGUAACUAAUGGAAAGUACUUAUCUGUGGCCUCCGGCAAGGAAGCCCCAUUUUUGAAGUGGGGACCAGGAGAACCCAACAACGUGGAAAACAAUGAGCACUGCGUUGAACUUCUUGAUGGUAGCGUAAUGAACGACAACAAAUGCUCCGACAAAUAUCAUUUCAUUUGUCAGUCGGACACUGAAUUUUAAUUAGUUACUUUAGUUAUUUGACUUUUGAAAGUAAACAAGAUGUUUAAUGACCUUUAAUUGUUGUUUUUUAAUGGAUUUUAUAUUAAACUUACCCAAAACACUC